AAAUUUUCUCUCUAGAAAAUGGUUCAUGAACCACUCUUACAAAGCUCACAAAACUCUCGAUAAAAGAAAAAAGGUUCACAGUGAAUAACCGAAGAAAAAUCACUCUCGUCUUGACGGCAAUUUUCUGGUUCGGCCGGAUACACAGGACCCACGGCUUUCUCCUUGCAAGAAAAAACUCACAGCUCACCUGUAAUUCUUCUUUCUAAUUUGUGCGGUAUAUAUAAAGAUGUCUGCCACCCAUUUUAGCUUAUCAAUCAUUAAUCACCUCCCAUUCCACCAAUCAAAUGGGCUUGUUAUGGGUUAAGCUUGCUUAAGGUUUAAGAAAAACAAAUGGGAUUUGGGUUGGGCUCCAAUUUUCUUCUAAGCAAUAUUAUAUACAAAAAGAAUGUGAAAUUUUCAUCUCAUUAAAAUAUUUUGGAGAGUGGAAAAUUGAGAGAAAGAUAUGCAAGGGAGGAGAAAAUGGGGAAAUUUCUACAUGUUUACAGGAACAGAUAUUCUAAGCUAGGAAAAAAAUGGGAACUUCAUUCGCAUUCACACUUACAGAGCAAAUUUGUAAUUCAAGUCGAUGGAAAAUUUUCCUCGUGGAAGCAGGUUCACAUAGACUAAUGAUUUGAAAAUGCAAAAUAUUACUUGCAUUAGGUUAAAGACAAUUCCUUUGGAGUCGGUGGCUGGGACCCAACAAAUAUGAGUAAAAUUAGUGACAUUUCCACUAUCUGCAGCAACCCAUCGUCCAAAAUUGCACCAACACUUGGGAAGAUAUCAUUCAGUCAAAUACAAGGACAAUACGAGAAAGAGACAGGAUGAUUCGUCAAAGCUUGAAUUUCAUCAACUGCAUAAAGUCAACGGAGUAGGUAUUAAUCAAAUUCACCACCUUCCUAGCAUCAGAGUCGGGCAAACCAAAUUUUAGGAGCACAAAUUGCAGGCAAUCCCCACUUUUUCUUCCUGUUGAUGGUAUCUUUUAUAUUUCCAGUUCUAUUUGUGCAAAGAGUAAAAUUUACAUGGCUUGUAUGAUUCCCCAUAUUCUCCUCUUGCUGCCUUUAGUGGUUUAUGCUCAAAGUAAUAGCAUGCUAAACGUUGGUAGCUUUCUUAUUGCCGGUGAUGCUUCUGCUUCUCCAUGGAUUUCUCCGGCCGAUCACUUUGCAUUUGGAUUUCGGGAAGUCGACGACGGGCUCUUCUUACUUUGUAUUUGGUACAAAAAAAUAGAUGAAAAAACUAUAGUUUGGUUUGCUCAACAUGAUCAAAAUCCAGUCCCAAAGGGUUCAAAGAUGGAAGUAACUGCUUCAGAUGGCUUAUUGCUUCAAAGCUCCCAAGGUGGAGAACCAUGGAAAUCAAGUCCCAUUUCAGGUGUGGUAGCCUUUGGUACAAUAUAUGAUACAGGAAAUCUGGUGCUUCUAGAUUCAAAUUCUAAUCCCUUAUGGGAGAGUUUCAAACAACCUGUGGACACUUUGCUUCCUACUCAAAAAAUGGAGGUAAAUGACUUUCUUUCUUCGCGCAAAUCACGAAAUACUCACUCAUUAGGGAAGUUCCAACUUCGGUUGUUUGAAGGUAAUCUUGUGCUCAAUAUCAGAAGUUUGCCCACCAUGUAUACUUAUGAACCUUACUAUGUCAUACAAUCCUCUGAGGGUAACCAAAUUGUCUUUGACGAAGAUGGUUUCUUGUAUAUAAUGCAAAGAAAUGGUAGGAGAGUAAAUAUUAGUGAACCAGAAAGAGGUUACCCAGCUGACACUCAUUAUUACCAAGUCACUCUCAAUUUUGAUGGUGUGAUCACUGUAAGUCACCAAACAAGGAAUCCCUCAGCUUUUAAUGCAACAUGGAUGGACUUUAAGAAGAUACCAAAUAAUAUAUGCGUUGCUAUGAGUGGAAACUUGAGUUCUGGAGUUUGUGGAUACAAUAGCAUCUGCACAUUAAACAAUGAUCAAAGGCCAAGUUGUAAGUGCCCACCUGGUUAUUCAUUAAUCGACCCGAACAAUAAGUAUGGUGACUGCAUGCCAAAUAUCCCGCAAAUAUGUGAAGGUGCGAAAAACUUAACCAAUGAUCUAUAUAGUCUACAAGAUCUUCCAAACACUGAUUGGCCAAUGCAUGAUUAUGAGUUACUCGGGCCUUUUACAUUUGAAGAGUGCAAGAAUGCUUGCUUGCUUGAUUGCUUCUGUGUAGUAGUUGUAUAUAGAGAUAAUAGUUGUUGGAAAAAGAGGCUACCACUCUCUAAUGGGAGGGAAGAUAGCAGUGAAAAAGCUGUUUCUUAUUUAAAACUAAGAAACACUAGUUCUAUUGGACAAGACUUUGAUCUUCCAAUAUCUAAAGGAAAGAACCAGAACACAUUAGUUAUUGUGCUUUCUAUAUUGCUUGGUAGCUCUCUAUUGAUCGUUCUCGUUUUGGUUAGUUUGAUAUCUCGAGGUUUCAUCUUCCACCACAGAAAGAAACAUGCAGGUGAUUUCCUACCGAGAGGAAGUUUUGGAACUAGUAUGCAGAAGUUUACAUUUAAAGAAGUUAGAGAUGCUACAAAUGGGUUUAAAGAAGAACUAGGACGAGGAUCUUGUGCCAUUGUUUACAAAGGGGUGAUUGAAGUUGGCCCUAUUGCUGUUAAGAAAUUCAACGAAGUGUCUGAAGAUAGUGAGGAAGAAUUCAAAACCGAAGUGAAUGUGGUUGGCCAAACACAUCACAAAAACAUUGUUCGACUAUUCGGAUGUUGUGAUGACAAUAAGAAUUGCAUUUUGAUUUAUGAGUUUAUGAGCAAUGGCAACCUAGCAAGCUUUCUUUUCGGUGAUACAAAGCUUAGUUGGGAUCUCAGAACCAAAAUAAUCUAUGGAAUAGCAAGAGGACUCUUGUACUUACACGACGAAUGCAACAUCCAAAUCAUCCAUUGCGAUAUAAAACCCCAAAAUGUACUUCUUGAUGAAGAUUACAAUCCCAAAAUUUCUGAUUUUGGAUUGGCAAAGCUAUUGAAAAUGGAUCAAAGUAGAAAUAGAAUUGAAACUAAUAUCAAAGGAACAACAGGGUAUAUUGCUCCAGAUUGGUUCAAGUCAACCCCAGUGACUACCAAGGUUGAUGUGUAUAGUUUUGGUGUCCUGCUGCUAGAAAUCAUAUGUUGCAGAAGAAAUGGAGAUAUGGAAGUUUCUGAAGAAGGAAGAGAAAUCUUGGUAGAUUGGGCCUAUGACUGCUUUCAGCAAGGAAGAUUAGAUGUUCUAGUUGAAGGAGAUUUGAAGGCCAUUGAUGAUAUGAGAAGGUUAGAAAGGUUUGUGAUGGUUGCAAUUUGGUGUAUUCAAGAGGACCCAUCUCAAAGACCCACAAUGAAACGGGUCAUUCCUAUGCUUGAAGGCAUAGUUCCUGUUUCUAUUCCUCCAAAUCCCUGCCCAUUCACCUCCUCCUGCUGAGAAGUUUCUUCUGUGCAAUUUGUACUAUAACUUCCUUAGUUCACUAUUCAGCAACAUGUUUACAGAACAAGAAGUAUAGUAUGUUUUGAAGAGAGAGAAAUGUCUUUGACUAAUUAAAAAUAGUUUCAAGUUUU
This is a messenger RNA of Benincasa hispida (wax gourd), 3505 nucleotides long. Its product is annotated as G-type lectin S-receptor-like serine/threonine-protein kinase LECRK3. The record is from RefSeq and is a predicted model, not a curated record. Lineage: Eukaryota; Viridiplantae; Streptophyta; Magnoliopsida; Cucurbitales; Cucurbitaceae. Gene Ontology annotation, molecular function: protein serine/threonine kinase activity; ATP binding. Gene Ontology annotation, biological process: protein phosphorylation.